AUGAUUGCACGCCAACUGAUUUCCAAAUGCAUCCCCGCUAAAAGUGUAGUAAACUUCCGUUCUUUUCAAGAUGGGCACCAACUGUUCGUUCAAAUUCCUCAACCAAACCUCGAAUAUCUCCACCACUCCAUGCUUGAUCUUUUGCACCAAAACCGCUCUUUUCAAGCUCUUGAAAUCUUCAAGAAACAGAUUCGGGAAGUGGGUGUUACUCAUGUCGAUGAAGUUUCCACUGCUCUUGCUACCAAGGCAUGUCGUGGAGACCCAAAACUUGGGUGUCAAAUCCAUGGAUUUGCAUUCACGUCUGGGCUUGAUUCGUUUUUAUCCGUCUCCAAUUCUUUGAUGAACAUGUACUCCAAAGCCGGACAAAUCGACCAUGCUAUGACUAUUUUCGAGAAAUUGACCAACCCAGACAUCGUUUCAUGGAACACCUUACUCUCAGGGUUUAAGAACAAUAACGAAGCACUGAGUUUUGCUUGUCGAAUGAAUCAUAUAGGGGUUACAUUCGAUGCAGUGACGUUCACUUCUGCAUUAGCACACUGCGCAGAUUGUGAAGAAUUUCUCUUCGGAAUUCAGUUACACUCUCUUGUUCUAAAAACCGGAAUGCAAAGUGAAGGUUUCAUCGCAAAUGCACUUAUAACCCUCUACUCAAAAUGGGAACGAAUAGUGGACGCAGAGAAGGUGUUCGAUGAAAUGCCAAUGAAAGAUUUAGUCUCAUGGAACGCCAUGCUUUCAGGUUAUAGCCAAGAAGGAAGCUACGGAGAACAAGCAAUCACGGUUUUCAUCCACAUGAUCAGAUCAAUGAUGAAUCUUGAUCAUGUUUCAUUCACAAGUGCAGUUUCAGCUUCCGGACAUGCAAGAAACUUAAAUCUUGGAAAACAAAUACAUUCUUUAACCAUCAAAACCGGAUACGAAACUCACGAAUCAGUCUCCAAUGUUCUGAUCUCCACAUACUCAAAAUGCAACCAAAUCCAAGAUGCAAAAUUAGUAUUCGAAAGCAUGAAAAUUCGCAACGUUGUUUCUUGGACAACAAUAAUCUCCAUAAGUGAAGAAAAAGCUCUAUCUUUAUUCAACAACAUGAGAAUGGAUAACGUGUAUCCAAACGAGGUCACAUUCGUUAGCUUAAUACACGCCAUAUGUUCAUCCACCAUGGUCAAACAAGGUCAAACCAUCCACGCGUUAUCCAUAAAAUCAAGCUUCAUCUCCGAAACAAUCAUAGCCAAUAGUUUCAUCACAAUGUACGCGACUUUCAACUCCAUACAAUCCUCCAUCAACAUCUUCAAAGAAAUCAAACACAAAGUCACCAUUUCAUGGAACGCAUUAAUCUCCGGUUUCACUUUCAACAAGUUAUUCCAACAAGCAUUAACCACAUUCCACUCAAUGGAUUCAAACCCUAAUGAAUACACAUUCGGUAGUGUCUUAAGUGCAAUCGCGUCUUCAGAGUCAAUCCCAUUGAAAUCCGGUCAAUGCUCCCAUUGUCACUUAACAAAACUCGGAUACAACAAAAACUCAAUCGUAUUAGGAGCUCUUUUAGACAUGUAUGCAAAACGCGGAAGCAUACACGAAUCUUGUAAAGUCUUUCGUGAAAUCACCAACAAGAAUCAAGUGGCAUGGACCGCGAUCAUUUCCGCUCAUUCCCGACACGGGAAUUACGAUUCCGUGAUGGAAUUGUAUCAAGAGAUGUUAAACCAAUCGUUCGAUCCCGAUUCCAUUACUUUUUUAUCGGUGUUAACCUCGUGUGGGCGGAAUGGAAUGGUGGAGAAGGGAAACGAGGUUUUUAAGUCGAUGGUUGAAGUGUAUGGAAUUGAGCCGAGCACGGAGCAUUAUUCGUGUAUGGUGGAUAUGUAUGGGCGGGCGGGGCGGUUGGAGGCGGCGGAGGAGUUGAUGGGGCGGAUUCCGGGGGGAAUUGGGAUUCCGGUGUUGCAGAGUUUGUUGGGGAGUUGUAAAGUGUAUGGGGAUAUGGAGAGGGGGAAGAGGGUGGGGGAGGAUUUGUUGAGGAUGGAGCCUAAGGAAAGUGGUUCGUAUGUUUUGAUGUCGAAUUUGUAUGCGGAGAAAGGGGAGUGGGGUGAGGUGGCAAGGAUUAGGAAAGGGAUGAGAGAUUUGAAUGUGAAGAAACUUGUGGGGUUGAGUUGGGCUGAUGUGGGGGAGCUCGGGUCGGAUCAUAUGUUUUCAUCGGAUGAUAUGUCACAUCCACAAACGGUUGAGAUUUAUUGGAUGGCUGGGGUUUUGGGGGUGGGGAUUAAAUCUUUAAAGGUGAAUGAUGAUGUUAUUGAGGAAGUGAAGUUUUUAUAG
Molecule: messenger RNA, 2289 nt
Organism: Lactuca virosa
Lineage: Eukaryota; Viridiplantae; Streptophyta; Magnoliopsida; Asterales; Asteraceae
Source: the annotation of a GenBank genome assembly